AGCUCUCAGAAAGAUGGGGGUCCCGGCUAAUCAAGUAAUUGUGGUGUGGCGUGGCCCCUUUACCCUGGGGGCCAACUACAACUCUCCCCCUGAUGGCUGCCCUGCAUGCAAUUGCUCAUAACUCACACAGACAAUACACACAGAGCAGCACACGUCCCAGUGUAGAAGUCCUGACUAUCUCCCAGACUCUCACUGUUCCACGAAUGUAUUUCUAAAUGUCCCACGAGUGUCUCUGUCACUGUGACAUGCGCACUCCGGUGUCCUUACGUGACCUACUGCAGCCUCCCCUACUGCAGCCUCCACUACUGCAGCCUCCACUUCAUCGCCUUCCCAUUCCCAACAUCAGUUCAGCAGCCUUUCCCUUUAGUCACAUUCAGCUGCUGCGCCGCAAAACUACCGGACUCCUUUUUUUCCCCCAUCUGGACGCCACCAUUCAAUCCAAUGGGGGGGGGGGGUGGUGUCCUGCCUAGUCCGGUUGUACUAUUGUAAGUGAUGCCUUUAGCUGACGCAACCCCCUGUGCGCUGGAGGGAGCCAGUCCCAGUGCAGUGUGUGUGUGUGAGGCUGCUGAGGCUGACGCUGUAGGACGUGCGGCUGCUGCUUCUCUUCUCGCUCUCACCUCAUCGCGGCUGCUGUCGGCUUUUUCUCCGGGCUGCUGCCGGCAGAUGACAUGGUUCGCUCUGCUGAGCAACUAGUCUGUAUUCCUGCUGCUGCUGCUGCUGCUGCUGCCCAAUUAGCCACUUUGCACCUGCUGCUCGCCUUUUGUACAGAUGCCUCUGGCAGCACAAAUAUAGGCUCCUCUGCUUCCAGAUAACCUUCAUCUUUGUAUCCACCAUGGACUCCACACACCUAAUGCCCAGCAGCACAGAAUUCAGUAAAGUGAGGAAAAGGUUGCCCACUGUCUCUCCGCUACUCUGCCCCCCAGGUGAACACGCUCGCAUACUUUCCCUGUCUCCAUUGGCAUUGAGGACUGCGCGCGGGAGAUAACCUAGCUGCUAUAUCAUGGAUACUGGCAAAAAGACCGACCCAUCUGCAUCUGUGCAAAGAGCCAACCCAGAUCGCAGCCUUGCUACAACCAUCUAUGUGCCAGAACAGGGAGGAUACAAAGAAAGGUUUUUAAAACCUGUAGAGAUGAAAUACAAAUGUGAAAAAUGCCGCUUGGUACUGUGUAACCCCAGACAGACGGAGUGUGGCCACAGAUUCUGUGAAACUUGCAUGAAUGCAGUACUAAGUUCGUCUAACUCACAAUGCAUGGCCUGUGAAGAUAUCAUCACUAAAGAUAAGGUGUUUAAGGAUAACUGCUGCAGGAGGGAAGUCCUGGCCCUUCAGAUGUACUGCAGAAAUGAAAACAGAGGUUGCAAGGAACUUAUCACAUUGGGAAAUCUCUUGAUUCACCUAAAAAGUGACUGCCAGUUUGAGGAACUUUCUUGUCCGCGUGCAGACUGUAAAGAAAAAGUAAUCAGAAAGGACUUAAGUGACCAUAUAGAAAAGACAUGCAAAUACAGAGAAACUCUGUGUAAAUUCUGCAGAAACCAGGUCUCGUUGGUAGAAAUGCAGAAACAUGAAGAAGUGGAUUGCCCUUCCGUUGUAAUAUCUUGCCCUCAUAUGUGUAGCGUGAAAAGCCUUUUGCGAAGUGAGUUGAAUGCACAUUUGUUAGAAUGUGUAAAUGCCCCAAGUACCUGUAGCUUCAAACGCUAUGGAUGCACUUUUAAGGGAACAAACCAACAGAUUAAAGCACAUGAGGCUAGCUCAGCUGUACAGCAUGUGAAUUUGAUGAAGGAAUGGAGUAAUUAUCUGGAAACAAAGGUGUCCAUGUUACAAAAUGAAAGUUCAGAAAAGAAUAAAAGUAUUCAGUUAUUGCACAACCAGAUGUGUAGCUUUGAAAUUGAAAUAGAGCGACACAAGGAGCAGCUGCGAAAUAAUGAAACAAGGAUUAUACAACUACAGAGAGUGAUAGAGGGGCAAGCAGAUAAGCUAAAGGACUUGGACAAGGAAAUAAGAAAUCUGCGCCAAACUGGAGAUGAAGCUGAUGGCAUGAAGAGCAAUUACGAAUCUUUACAAAAUCGUCUGUCACAGUUAGAAAUUAUGGCCAAAAAUGCAGCAUCUUGGAAUCCAGGUGUUUUAGAGACGCAGAUCAACAGACAUGACCAGAUGCUCAGUGUUCAUGACAUCAGGCUGGCCGACAUGGAUCUUAGAUUCCAAGUGCUGGAAACAGCAAGUUAUAAUGGGGUGCUGAUCUGGAAAAUCAGGGACUACAAAAGAAGGAAGCAAGAGGCAGUUAUGGGGAAAACCCUCUCGUUGUACAGCCAGCCUUUUUACACGGGAUAUUUCGGCUACAAGAUGUGCGCAAGAGUGUAUCUAAACGGCGACGGGAUGGGAAAAGGGACUCAUUUAUCACUAUUCUUUGUAAUAAUGAGAGGAGAAUAUGAUGCAUUGCUUCCUUGGCCUUUUAAACAGAAAGUUAGCCUCAUGUUAAUGGACCAAGGACCAUCACGGCGCCAUUUAGGGGAUGCAUUCAAACCGGACCCAAACAGCAGUAGCUUCAAAAAACCUACAGGAGAAAUGAACAUUGCUUCUGGCUGCCCAGUGUUUGUAGCCCAAACUGUCCUGGAGAAUGGGACGUACAUUAAAGAUGAUACUAUUUUUAUUAAAGUCAUAGUAGAUACAUCUGAUCUACCAGAUCCUUGAUACUGGGGAGACAUGCAAACUAGGUAGAAGGCAAAGCCAGCAUGGGGUUUUGUACAUCAAUUUUCACAGAGAGGUGCCAAGACUUGCAUAAGGACCAGCUGUGCUAUCACAGAGAACAGAAGGAACAAGGGAAGAGGGUCCAAUGCACAAAUCAUCAUCUGAGUGUAUCGUUGUAUUGAGAAUGUUGGAAAGCAUAUCUUCUGACCCAAAGAGCUGUUUGCUCUUUUGUGCAAAUAUAGGUUGUGGUGUCAAAGAUCUAUUGGGGGCUGGGCAGGAAGAGAGCUAAUUUCUGUCUAGAGAUUGCCUAUAAUACAAUAGCCAAUAUCAACCAAAAUUAACAACAACGGCAAAAUGGAUUUGGAAUAUUAUUCUGGUAGUAGACACAUGCAUUUCAAUAAAUGUCAUAGAAAACUCCGUCCAGUAGAAAAUGGGCAAUCCUACCAGGAAAUGAUUUUCUUUUCAAUGACUCCUUUUCUGUCGGAGGGGCCAGCAAAUGCUUUCCUUCCGGCAGCAAAAAGGAUGGGGGGCAGUGAAGUUUCGUAUUGGUCGAUUGAACACACCCGCAUGCCUCAUGUAGUCUUCAUAUUGUAGCUAGUUAGUUUGGGGGAAAGCACUUAUGUGCAAACCACCAUGUCACAAUUCACAUUGUUACAAGCGACCGUCAUCACAACAUUUUUUUUUUGUUUUUGUUGCUGGUGAAUAAGCUGAAAUUUCUUAACAGAAAGCUAACAGACUUUUGUUAUUACUUGUGAUAAGAAACAAAAGCUAUUCAAUACCCUAUUAUUUCUCUUUUGAAAUGUAAUCCAACUACAUGUCGUAGGUUAUGACACAAUUAACACUGUUAUUAAAUAUAGGGGGGGGGGAAAGCUCUUUUUCGAUGCUGUGCAUCAUUUUCAGGCUUCAAAUUUUCACCCUAAACUAGGGCAUGUGUUGAACUUUGGAGUUCUAAAUAAAAUACUUUAAAGUUUUCUAUGUUCUGCCCUAUGCAUCCAGAUGAAUUGCCUGUGAGUCCAGGAAGCAGAUACGGGGGAAAUUUAUGGGGGUGGUGGGUAGUUGGACUUCAGUCAUAC
Molecule: messenger RNA, 3756 nt
Organism: Xenopus laevis (African clawed frog)
Lineage: Eukaryota; Metazoa; Chordata; Amphibia; Anura; Pipidae
Gene: traf3.S
Product: TNF receptor associated factor 3 S homeolog
Exons: 12
Coding region: 1001-2686 (561 amino acids)
Biological process (GO): regulation of apoptotic process; toll-like receptor signaling pathway; regulation of canonical NF-kappaB signal transduction
Cellular component (GO): mitochondrion; cytoplasm; cytoplasmic side of plasma membrane
Molecular function (GO): tumor necrosis factor receptor binding; ubiquitin protein ligase activity; enzyme binding
Source: RefSeq, a predicted model, not a curated record